Schistosoma rodhaini is the source of this 1884-nucleotide messenger RNA. The record is from the annotation of a GenBank genome assembly. NCBI's taxonomy places the organism in Eukaryota, Metazoa, Platyhelminthes, Trematoda, Strigeidida, Schistosomatidae.
AUGCGCUUGGAUCGUUUCCAUAUAUCAACAGGAUACUUUGCUAUCGCGGAAAAAUUGAGACUUGGAGCUAUACCACAUUUCAAGGCUUGGAAUUUAUCGCAUGAUUUGAAUUGUUACUGGGCUUCAACUAGAUCUGAAUCAUCAGGGACUUCAAAUUUCACUGGCUCAAUUGUUACGUUGCUUAUCAUGAAUCAAUAUAUUAUACCAUUGGCACAUAACGACCCAAGACUUUUUUCUCAUGUCUCACAAGCAUUUUCCUUGGUUGAUCUUGGCAAGCGUUUGCUGGAUGCCGCAAAAAAUGGAGAUGUCGAGGAAGUCAAGAAUUUAAUAAAUAAUGGAGCACCGUUUACUACUGACUGGUUGGGAAUAUCUCCUCUCCAUUUCGCUGCUAUGAAUGGACAUCUUAGUUCAUGUGAAGCGCUCCUACGUGCUGGUAUUAGCAGGGACGCUCGGACUAAAGUUGAUCGUACUCCUCUCCAUUUAGCUGCUCAAGAGGGUCAUGCAGAUAUUGUGGAGCUUCUGUUACGUAAUGGAGCGGAUCUUAGUGCUAAGGAUAUGUUACGUAUGACAGCACUACACUGGGCAGCUGAAAGAGGUCAUACACCUGUUGUUCAAAUGUUGAUGCGUUUUGGAGCUGAUGCACAUCUUCAGAACAAAUUCGAAAUGACUCCUUUAGAUAUAGCUGAGUGUAAACAACAUGAUGAUGCUCGGGAUGCUAUGUUAAAUACUCAGUAUGAUUUAGUAUCAUCAGUCGGUCGUAUGGCUGCCACGAAUGGGGAUAUAGUAGGUGCUAACGCAUACAUCUUAACAGAAGAAGAAACAUUAGUUCCUGCUGCUCCUCCAGCUGAUGAGGUGACUGUCACUGCGACAACGGUUGAGGAGUCUUCCAACAUAGAAGAAUCUGAUAUCUCCGAGACAUUCUCAAGUGGCGGUGAUGCUUCUAAUAAGGAUGAAAAAAUUACAACUCUUACUAAAGUAAAAAGUGGUCACAGUGGUUCUAAUAAACAAAUAUGGAAAACCGAAUUAAAUGAAAAUACAAACGUCAAUCUUCGUGGUGAAAAUUCGGAAGCCCAAACCACUCCUUAUUCAUUAACACAGGCAGAUAAUCCAGAUUCUAUUCCGGAUACUAAAAAUAAGCCAAAUUUGACUGGUGAUAUUUUAUUGCCUUUGGAUGAAGAUUGUCCAAGAGAUGUUAUGAUAGUUGAAACCCCGGAUGGUGAAACGCUUUAUGUUCAUCAUCAGCCUAAUGAAGACGGUUCUAGUGGUCUAGUCAUUUUAAAUGAUGCAGGUGAACAGGUGAAUAAUCCAACUUUGAUGGCACAAGUAAUGGAUGCCUUGGUCGCUUUGCCAGAAAAUGUAAUCAGUGAAACAUUAAGUGCAGACAACUCCAACGUAAAUAUUGAAUCGGAGUUAAACACUUCACCACUUCAACGCUUGAAAAACAGUCCAAAUAACAGGAACCCGAGGUCAGAAUUCAACAAGAUAAUCGCUAACUAUGAUGGGGUUUUUCAAUCUAGCACUAAUGGAUGUCAAACAGGAGGUCGACCACUAAGCCCUACGCAUACUAUAGAUAAUGAAGAUGAUGACGAAGAUCUCGACAACGAUGAGUCAGAAUCAUUAGUAGCUCACUUAGCCGCAUUCGCCAAUCAGCCUGAAUCCCAACAAACAACUAUCUGUGUAGAAGGAAUGGGAUCUGGUGCUUCGACCCAUGACCUAAUAAUGUGGUGCUUGUACAACGGAAUAUUUAUUCGUGGCUAUGCAGAUGAACCAACUUUUGUCAUCGAAUUCGUUUACCAAGGUGAGGCAUACACCCUUUCGGCGUCAUAUGAUUCACAAUCUGGUACUAUCAAUUUCUAUCAUGUGGAGACUAACCAGAAGUUAUAA